Molecule: messenger RNA, 2895 nt
Organism: Acanthamoeba castellanii str. Neff
Lineage: Eukaryota; Discosea; Longamoebia; Acanthamoebidae
Product: RNA recognition motif domain containing protein
Exons: 14
Coding region: 1-2895 (964 amino acids)
Molecular function (GO): RNA binding
Source: RefSeq, a predicted model, not a curated record
AUGAAGUUCAAAUCGGCUGCUGGCACGAACGUUGCCGACGGCAUCGCCACCGCGGAACCCCCUGCCCCCGCUGGAGGCAAGAAGGCCCGCGAGCCUAAGAGAACAAAAAUCUUCCUUCGAAACCUGUCAGAGGAUACUACCUCCAUGGAUUUGGAGGAGCUUUUCAGCGACGUCGGUCCCAUCCGUCGUGCCUUCGUGAUCACCAAGAAGGGCGAACGCAAGUGCUCCGGACAGGGCUAUGUGCAGUUCGUCAUGGAGUCUGAUGCUGCGGCAGCGGUGCGCCAGUACUCAGGCAAGCCAUUCAAGGGCAGCAGAGUCCUCAUCGAAGUUGCCAAGCCUCGUGUGCGCGAUGAAAAGGAAAAGAGACAGCCAAAGAAGCCCGUAGAGGAAGUGAAGCAGGAGGACCAAGACGAUGAGGGUGCCCUGAAGGACGAUGGUUACGACAUCACCAAGGAGGACGAAAUCGGCAAGAACGAGCCCAAGCCCGUCCCCACGCCUGUCGCCAAGCCCAUUGCCAAGCCCGUCGCCAAGCCCGCGCCCCCACCGAAGCGGGAGCAGCGAAAGCCCGCCCCCGCUCCGCUUCCCAAGCGCGAGCCGCCUCCCAAAGUUGAAAAGAAGGUGGUGAUCGUGAGCGGUCUGCCCACGUCGGUCGACGAAAAGGCGCUGGAGAAGGUGCUGAGGAAGUAUGGCCCGAUUACCAGCAUCACCUACCCUCUCGGCAAGGAGAACACCGUCAUCGCUCACGUGGAGUUCAAGGACGCCAAGUUUGCCGAGCGGGCCUCCAAGAAGUGCGUGAACGUGCCUCUGGGAGACCGCACGAUCUCUGCUUCAUUCAAGCCGGAGAAGAGGGACGGCCGUCUCAUCAUCCGCAACCUGCCGUUCCAGGCCACCGAGGCUGAUCUGAGCGAGAAGUUCGCCGCCCACGGCAAGCUCGUCGACGUGAUCAUUCCCAAGAACAAGGAAACCGGCAAUCCCCGCGGUUUUGGAUUCGUCGAGUUCUUCACGAAGGAGGAAGCGGCCAAUGCGCUCGAGAAAGUGAACGCACAGCCGAUCCGAGGUCGCCGGGUCGCUGUGGAUUGGUGUUUGGCGAGGGAGAGCUACCUGAAGCACGUCAUUGAAGAAGAGGUCAAGGCCAAGUCGGACAAGAAGGACGGCGAGAAAAAGAAGGCCGUCAAGAAGGAAGAGGUCGACGAGGAGGACCAGAAGACGAAGAAGCCGAAGGUGGAAAACUUGGACGAAGAUGAGAGCGAUGAAGACGGCGACAGUGAAAGCGAUGAAGACGACGACGACGACGACAACAGUGAAGAUAUGGAUGAAAGCGCCGACAGUGACGACAGCGAGGAAGAGGGAAGCGAGGACGACGAUGACGAAGAGCUGGAUAGCGAUGCUAUGGUCGAAGUGAAGCAAGAGAAGGAGGACGAUGACGAUACCGUCCCCGUGAAGAGCGAGGCUCCUGCUGAGGUGGAAGCGGGAACGACCCUCUUCAUUCGCAACCUGCCCUUCGGCGCCACCGUGCAAGACCUGCGUGCCAAGUUUGCCGAGUUUGGCCGUAUUCGAUACUGUGCCCUGGUGAAGGACAAGGUGACCGGCAUGGCCCGUGGCUCGGCCUUCCUCCAGUUCGCCGAGAAGGCUUCCGCCGACUCCCUGCUCGCUCAGGUUGCACUGUUUGCGAGUCAGUUCGCGGCUGCGGCCGCUGCUGAACCGCAAGCGGCGACCACCACCAGUUCGACUACGACCUCCACGCCGUCGGCCUCGCAGCCCAAGGCCGUGCUGUCCGCCACCGUGGGCAAGAGCGGCAUCUUCAUGGAGGGCCGCGAAUUGCAGAUCGACAGAGCUGUGGACAAGGGCACCGCGAACCAAUUCACCACCGCAACAAAGAAGGAGACCGAGGAGCGCGACAAGCGUAAUCUCUAUCUGGCGACCGAAGGAUAUAUUUCGCCCGAGAUGGGCGAGCAGAUGGGGCUCAGCAAGAUGGAGAUCGCACGGAGAGAUGAAGCCAUGCGGGCCAAGAAGCAGAAGCUCAAGAAUCCCAACUUCUUCGUAUCGAAGACGCGUCUGUCGGUGCGCAAUCUGCCCAAGAGCGUGACCGACAAGCAGCUGAAGAAGCUCUUCCUCGAUGCCGUGGCCACUGCACCCGCCGCUGCCGAGCCGGGCUUCAAGAAGGACGUCCGCAUCAAGCAGGUGAAAAUCGUGAUGGGCGAGAACGAGCGAUCGAAGGGCUUCGGUUUCGUCGAGUUCGAGGACCACGACCACGCGCUGAUCGGUCUGCGCGAGGUCAACAACAGCCCCAAGUAUUUUGGCGAGAAGCGGCGCCUGCUGGUGGAGUUUGCUCUCGAGGACAAGCGGGUGGUGGAGGGCCGGCAGAAGCGACUGCAGCUCCAGCAGGUCAAGCAGAAGAAGCUCCGCGCGCUCGAUGAGCAGGAGGCCCGCGACGGAACCGCCAAGCGGAAGCCCGCGGCGCAGGCGCAGGCGCAGCAGCAGAAGGGCGGCAACAAGAAGGCCCCGAACAGCGCUGCCUCGCCACAGAAGCCGAAGCCACAGCCACAGCAGCCGGCCGGCCAGAAGCGAAAGAGGGAGGACAGCAACAACGGCAGCGGCAACAACAAGAAGGCUGCGGUCAAGAAUGACAACAAGGCGGGCAAGGAGGGAGCGCGCCAGCAGAAGAAGCAGAAGGUGGCGCCGCCGCAGCAGCAGCAGGACGAGAAGAGCCAGCCGCAGCGGAAGAGGGCGCGAGAGGUCGAGGCUGACGCUCUGCCAGCGCUGAGCAGGAAGGCGCGUGCCGCCGUCAAGAAGAGGAAGGACAUCGAUGCCCUCGACUCCAUGGUGACCCAGUACAAGGAGCGUCUCUUUGCCUCUCCAGUCGCCAAGGAAGCCACGAAGAGAUGGUUCGAAUAA